GACGAAAUCAAACUCUUACGCAGUCGUUCUUGAGAUUUAAGUCCCAAUACGCUAGAAAAUGGCGUCCUCGAGCACACCGGGAACAGCAGGACAACUCGUCAAACCAGAAUACAGAAACUGGCUUGCUCUUGGUCAUGCCUUGACGACGGUCCUUUGCCAAGGACUUCGUCCGUUUAUUACGCGAGAGAUGGAGGCUUUCCAGAGGAAGUUAACGGCAACAGUUCCUGGACCCUGCACAUGUGUCCAUGUCUCGAGAAGAAGACCAAACGAGUUCCACGAUAUGACUACAUGCCCAUGGGCAAACAUACUUGAAGCUUACCACCAUAGAAACAAACCAAACUGGAAACAAAGUGAUCCAGCAAAAUGGAUGGACGCAGCUCUUGGUCCGUGGGAAAUUGCUAAACUCUUCCUCUCUGAUCUGGGUGGACAUGCUGAUAUCAAGAGUGCAGACGACAUGGACAUCACUGGUAUCUUAAACCUAAUGUACUGGUGCAAUCACUUCACCACUCCUCAGACUUUGAUUAAAGAUGUCCGUGACAUUCGAAACUACAAAUGGGUGCAUGUCCCAAGACUUGAGUUACCCAAUGCAGAGAAGAUCGUCGCUUUUGCCUUCAUCGAAAACUUGCUGAGGAGUCCUCCGCUAGCCACAGAUUCAGACGCACAGAAUGCGCUCAGAGAAAUCGAAAACCUUAAAAAUGUCUCAGACUUGCACAUUUUCGAGGCUCAGGUAGUGGCAGAGCUCAUUAAAGUGCUCAACAAGGAGAUUUCACACCUUUCGCAACAAUCCCAAUCCAGCCAGGAGCAGUUGGACCAAAUGAAACAGCUAGUGUUUCUUUUGGAAAAGAGACUGGAAAGUCUGGAGAAAAAGAAUGAUAUUUCAUCACUCUUUUGCUGCGUACUUAAAGGUUUGGAAAGCUUGCUCGGUAUCCUCGCGAAACAUAUCAGACAGAUCAGACAAGCCUUGAUAAUAUGGCUACUAAUGGCUAUCUUUUUUGGCCUCUUUGUUAAGCUGGAUGAUGAUACCUUUAUCGGAGACGGCUGCCCCUCCGAGGAUCUUAGUGUCCCAUUUGACAUUAGAGAGUUUGGUUGGUUUGACUACUUAAAAAGUGCAAAAAAGGACUUCAUCGGUCGUACUUGGCUUUAUCGAGAGGUGGAAUCUGUCCUCAAUCAUCCGGUCCAAGAAAAUGGUAUAACUGGAGUCCUGAUCAUCGGAGAUCCAGGAACUGGAAAGUCUGCCCUGUCUGCACAAUUAGUUUGCUCUCGUACAUCAAGUCGCACCAUUCAUGAACACAUAUUGGGAUAUCAUCUGUGUAAACAUUCUGACAAGAAUACACAAAGUUCAGGCAGGUUUGUUCGUAAUUUAGCAGGGAUGAUAGCACAGAGAAUCCCGGAAUAUGGUUUACUUGUCUCCAAUAGUUCGCACAUUCUGCGUUCACUGCAUACUGACUGUGUAAAUAAUCAAGAUCCGAUGGGAUGUUUUGAACAAGCAGUUUUGUCACCCUUGAAAAGCCUCACGAAUGUACCUAAGGAAAACUGGUAUUUAGUGAUUGACGCUUUGGAUGAAUGCCUCACACAAACGAAAUUUAGACUAAGUAUCGUAUAUUUGCUCAAUAACAAACUAUCGCGAUUUCCAUCUUGGCUGAAGCUUGUGAUGACCUCUCGUAAUGAAUCGAUCAUCUCCUUUAAUCUAAGGAGCAUAAAGAAGUUGAUCAUUGACCCAGAAGACCCUCGAAACACUGAAGAUAUCGAACUGUUUUUGACUACUCGAUUUUAUCAAGAUGGUACUUUGCCCCACCGCGUUAAAGCUUGGUUUGGAGAUGCUAGCUUAGAAAACACAGCCAGGUUGAUUUCUCUUUUGUUGAGCAAAAGCCAGGGGAAUUUCCUGUUUGUUAAAGAAAUGAUCCGUCACUGGGAAGCUUCAAGCAUCAAAAAAAGUGAUCCACAUGCAUUGCCUGAAACGAUAGAAGAGUUAUACUACAAUUACUUUCAAAGAUUGUAUCAUGGAGAGGAACACUUCAAACCUGUAAGACGGGUUUUAGAAUUACUCGUGGCCACUUUUCAGCCGCUCACGGGAAAAGAGAUUUUUGACGUUCUUAGAGUACAGGAUGCAAACCUGGAACAAGUCUACGUUUUUCAAAAUACAAUGAAGGAGCUUGGACAUUUUCUGAGAUACGGAAAGGGUGAUACAGUAACAUUGUAUCACUUGUCUUUAACCGAGUGGCUUACAAGCGACAAUGGUAGGAAUGGGCCAUUUUACGUAAAUAGAACAAAAGGACACGAAGCACUUUGUGAUUUUUACUUUAAAUGUAUUUCCGAGGAAGGUAAGCCUGCGUUAUUAAAGCACAGUCUUCUAUUGGCACAACACAUAGCUUAUGGCGGUUGGAAGGAGGCAUACGUAGAACACUUUCUCAACUUUCCAUCUCAGGUCGUCAAUUCGUCGGAUCCUGAAAGUAGUAGGACAGUAUUGCACCUCGCAGCCACAAUAAAUAACACAGACGUACUGGAGCUUCUGUUGCGCCACUUUAGCGACAUCGAUUCUGCGGAUAUGUUCGGAAAAACACCCGCAUUUUUAGCGGCAGAGCACGGACUUGUGGACAAUCUUGCUUUAAUGGUGAAGAAAGGAGCCAAUGUUAAUAUUAAAACAAAAUCGUUUUCGUCACUGAGUCACCGUUCUGAUAUCGAUUUAGUUUUGGAAUCAAAGUUGAAGCUUAGAGGGGCCACCAUGCUUCACGCAGCAGCUCAUGUAGGCCAUCUGAAGGUUGUAAAUUUCCUUCUAGACAAUGGAGCAUUUAUUUCCACUGUAAACGAAGUUAACCAAACUGCAAUUCAGAUAGCCGCUGAGAAAGGACAUUUGGAAGUUUUAAAGGCGUUACACAAGGCGGGGGCAGUCGCAGAUCAAACCGCUCUGCAUCAUGCAGCAUCUAACAACAAGUUAGAUGUGGUAAAAUUCCUUUCGGGUAUUGGUGUCAAAGAUACAUGCAUGAGGUGUGAUGGCUCUUUCUAUUGGUUAAAGUCUCAAAUGGGCCAGUUCGAGCUUAAAGUUAGACGCACAACGUUAUUUCUCCAUGUUUCAGGCGACGGCCAAACGAACUCUUCGAUCUUGUAUGGCGAAUUAUUCGAUGAUAAACAUUUAAUCUACUGUGAAACUGCGCUCCACACAGCAAUAUCUUUAGGCCAUAAUGAAGUUGUCAAGGAGCUUAUUUCUAGCGACAAAAGUGCGCUAGCGUGUAAAGAUUAUUCAGGAAGAACACCCUUACACGAAGCGGUUCGAAGAAACAACAAAGAAAUCGUGAUGACUCUGCUUAAGGAAGAACAGAUAGAAAAAGACUCAGCAUGCGACUCCUUUCAAAGUUUAGGAGGCAGGGGUAUGAUUAUGAGUCGUAAAGAAUGGAUGGAAUAUGAACAAGAUAUCUGCCAGUGUGGAUACACACCUCUUCAUUUGGCCGCGAGAUAUGGCAACUGGGAAAUUUCAAUUGAUCUUCUACAAAACGGGGCAACGGUUGAGGCUAAAGACUGUUUUGGAUCGACUCCACUUCAUGUAGCAACUUGCCAUAAUCAUCAAUACAUAGUGGAGGUCCUUGUCAAGUUUGGUGCUAACAUUAGUAGCAGAACUUUCAAUGGAUCGACGCCUCUUCAUAGCGCUGCAGCAUGUGGAGUUUUAGAGAUAACUAACCAUUUAGUUUACCAUGGAGCGAUCCUUGAUGCAGCUGAUAACAGUAACUUCACAGCAUUGCAUUAUUGUAUCCUUAACGCUCAUUCUAGCCAUCAUCUAUCUCAUCUUGCUAGGUCUUACCAUGAUGACAACAGCCACGUUAGGAACACAAACUCUUACCGAUGGCUAGAUUUAUUCAUCAAUUUGAUCUUACUUGGCUCCAAUAUAAAUGCAGUCGAUGUGCAUGGUCGUUCAGUAUUGCAUUUAGCUGCCGAAAGAGGUUUGGCUGAUGCUGUCAAUGUCCUUGUGCAAAGAAAGUCACUGCUUGACAUUCUUGAUAAGUCUGGUCAAACACCAUUGACUACAGCUAUAAAGAACGCUGCAGUGGGACCCAAGCAAGGGACGAUUAGACCUUUAGAUCAGCUUCAAGAUUAUUUACAAGAUCAUGGAAUGGUAGUCUAUCUUCUGCUCUCAUCUGGAGCGUCAUUGGUGAACUGUAAUCAUUCUGGGGAGAGUUUGCUAAACCAUGCUAUUAUGAAAAAUCGGCUGCUCAUUGUUCAGCUUCUGCUAAUAAAGGGAGCAAGCGUCACCUGUAAAGAUACCCGAGGAAGGACACCUCUCUUAACUUUCCUUCAAGUUGGUGUUGAAUGGAUAGACGUGGUCCUUAAACAGUUUAAUGCUUCGGUUGAAAUCAAGUGCGGAGAGCCAUUCAAUACCUCUGAAUUUCAUUUGAUAUGUUAUACCCCACCGAGCAUGGACAAUGAUAAUUUUUUCCAACAAAUCUCCUGUAACGAUAUCUCGUGCUCCCUCAAAACAGGACCUUUAUUCACUGCAAUUGAAAAUCAUCCAUUAAAGUACAAGCUAAUCGAUUCCUGUCUAGAUGCUGAAGGAUUUACCCCCUUACAUAGAGCAGCACAAGGCGCAAACACAGUUGCUGUUUCCAACCUCAUAAGACUCGGUGCAAACCAGUCUUCCCUAGGCCCAGAUGGAUACGAUGCUUUGACACAAGCUCUCCUCCAUGCUGGAAAUACCAAAAAGUUGUUUCGAGAUCGAAAUAGUUACUCGAACUUUUAUAGAGCUUCUGUUGUAGCCCUGGAACUUCUUCGCCAUAAGAUGAAAACAAGCGGCUUCCAAAUCAUAUGUAAUUCCAGUAAAGCUGAGCUGACUCUAUACCACUUAGCAGCCUCUCGAGGCCUGCUGCACUUUAUUAGAGAGAUCUUUGAAGAUAAAGAUCUUCAUCAAUUAGAUAUUGAUUGUCCUAACAGAGAUGGAAUAACUCCAAUGUACUUAGCAAUGAUAUACAGCAAGCAAAGGGAGGACAAUGGUUUUACGCAUAAAGGUUUUACGUACGAUGGUUUUACGUACAAAGGUUUUACGUAUGAUAAUUUUCCAUACGUUUCAAACCCGUGGGCCGAAGUUGUUAGGUUUAUUGAGACUCUGGGGGGUCGGAUGCAGUAUCCAACUAGACAUGCCGAAUACAAUGUAAUCUUUAACAGGUUGUACUACUGGAUUCCGAAGGACAGAAAGGUGAAUUUAAGACCUGGUGUUCGUGAUUUGUUUGCUGAAUUUAUAUCUUCUCUUACUUAUGGGUAUAACUCCUCUUUGAGUUGCAUCUCUAUACUUUCAGAAAACUUUGAUAUUCGUUUUGACCUACUUAGACUUGACAUUUUUUUAGAAUUAAUGAGGAAAUUUGGGCACUCAAAACGUCGAGGUUUUCAACCAAGGAUACCAAAGGUAGUUUGUGCAAGGGAAUUUAUGGGGGUAUCUUUAUGGCUCGGAAAAUUUCUUAGUUCGGCUAAUUCCUCUGAAUUAGAAUUGCGACUUUUUUAUUUGACAAGAUUGUGGUAUCAGGAAGUUUUUCUGUUGUUACCUUGUUAUAAGAAAGCUUUUGCUAAGUAUCGACUAUAUUUCGAGGAUGAAAGAGAACUUAAGCUACUUAUUAAACAGUAUGAAGAUAGCAGACAGCUAUGGCACUUAGGUAACAUCUGUCUUGAGCUCACGAACAGCAAACUUUUUCAUAUUUUUUUGCCCUUUUACAACAUCAAAUAUAGAAGUGGUGAAAUUAAAGAUCUGAACUAUCCAAAAUUCAUAGAAGAGCGAAUGGGAUGGCACAAUAUGCGGGAAAUUAUCAAUGUGUCAUCAAGUUAUUGGCCAAUGGAGUUCGUAGUUAAAAUUACUUUGGGUUUGUACCCUCAAUAUGGCUACCUAAAAAUCCUAAAUGUUGGAUUAUGAUUUCGAGUUUAAUCAAUACGAGAACUUGAACUAAAGAUAACAGUUUUAAGUAAAGAACACGUUCUCAGAACAAAAGUAGAGUGCAACAGCUGAAAUAUUAAGACGAAUUGAAAGUUUCGUAUUAAUGUGAAGAUUUCUUCAUGGAAUUAAUGAGAAAGUCAUUCUUAAUUUCAAGUACAAAGUUUUUCUGAUAGAUUUGGAAUCAUCAUGCUCAGUAACGAGACACAGCGCAUGGCUUGUUAAAUCACUAAUAUAGUUACAAAAUGAGUACAAAGUACAGUGUUCGGUUUUUGGCAUUUGAGCAGAAUUGCACACAAUCAAGAAUUGAUAACAACAGGCUCAUAUUGACUUGGUCCGGAUCAUUGAUCCGAAACUAGAAAGUUUAUUUAGAUAAUUUUUGUAUACUGAACUGUUUUUGAUUAACACCUAUAUUUUACUUUGUGCAUUUUAAUUUAUAUAGAUUAAUCUUAGACG
Molecule: messenger RNA, 6358 nt
Organism: Stylophora pistillata
Lineage: Eukaryota; Metazoa; Cnidaria; Anthozoa; Scleractinia; Pocilloporidae
Molecular function (GO): protein binding
Source: RefSeq, a predicted model, not a curated record